Miscanthus lutarioriparius is the source of this 687-nucleotide messenger RNA. The record is from the annotation of a GenBank genome assembly. Lineage: Eukaryota; Viridiplantae; Streptophyta; Magnoliopsida; Poales; Poaceae.
AUGAAGAGGCCCCUGAUUUUGUGCGUAGCCUUCUCAGCGUGCCUAGCGCUCGCCGCCGCGGGCUGGUCUUCCGGCACCGCCACGUUCUACGGCGGACCCGACGGCUCCGGCACCAUGGGUGGCGCGUGCGGGUACGACAACCUGUACAACGCCGGGUACGGCGUCAACAACGCGGCGCUGAGCUCAACGCUGUUCAACGACGGCGCGUCGUGCGGGCAGUGCUACCUCAUCACCUGCGACACGUCACGUCCGGGCGGUAAGUCCUGCAAGCCCGGCAACUCCAUCACGGUCUCCGCCACCAACCUGUGCCCGGCCAACUACGCGCUGCCCAACGGCGGGUGUGCCGGCGUCAUCCCGGUCCUGUACCAGCAGGUCCAGUGCUCGCGCACCGGCGGCGUGCGCUUCAGCAUCGCCGGCUCCCAAUAUUUUCUGCUCGUCAACAUCCAGAACCUCGCGGGCAGUGGUUCCGUGGGCGCCGCCUGGGUGAAGGGCGACAAGACGGGGUGGAUCCAGAUGUCCAGGAACUGGGGCGCCAACUGGCAGGCGCUCGCUGGGCUCGUCGGCCAGGGGCUCAGCUUCGCCGUUACCAGUACCGGCGGGCAGUACAUUCAGUUCUGGAAUGUGGUGCCUGCUGGGUGGUGGCAGUUCGGACAGACCUACACCACAACACAGAAUUUCUACUACUAA